Naegleria gruberi is the source of this 5475-nucleotide messenger RNA. RefSeq lists its product as uncharacterized. The record is from RefSeq and is a predicted model, not a curated record. The transcript has 4 exons. Lineage: Eukaryota; Heterolobosea; Eutetramitea; Acrasida; Naegleriidae. Bases 1 to 5475 code for a protein of 1824 amino acids.
AUGCCUCAAGAUAGAAGGGCCAACCUCUUGCUCUUGAUUAUCACAGUUAUUUUGUGUUUCGCAGCAACGGCCGACUUGUCUAAGGGAAUUUUAACGGAGGCAGAAUAUCAAACCUACAUCUCCAAUUCAUGCCCUUCUAAGCCUCUCUCCACUGAUGCUUGGUACUCUGAGGAAAGUAACUUGAUAAAUAUUAUUCUUGCGGGUGAUAAUUCAAAGCUUCCUCUGAUCUACCCUCAGGAGUAUUCGACGAAUAACACUAUUGUAAGGGAUGAUAUUCUCAAUACAACUACAACAAGCAACUCUUCACCAGCAACAACAAUAUUACAAUCAGGAAACAAUACAACAGUGAACAACUCCUCCUCAACAAGCAACACAACUAUUACCAUUAUUCAAGGGUGGGAUGAUCUUCUCAAAGUUCUUAAUGAGACUUUGAAACCCAACGCUACCCUCGCUGAUAACUCAACAAGUGGAAAUAAUAGUUCUCUAGGAUCGAAUGGUUCAAUCAUUUUUAAUUCCACCAAUUCACAAACAACUACUAAUGGAAAUGUACCUCUGUUGAAUACUACCCUUAACUCAACCACAAACUCUAGCCCUUCUGUUGGAACAAAUACAACAAAUACUCAGUUAUCCUCCAAUACAACCCCUAGUGUUAUUUCGAAUAGUACUGGUACAGCUUCGACAAUCAAUUCCACUAAUGCUAACCUGAACACAGUGAAUGGAACAAGCGGAAGUACAGAAAUUGGUUCGACCUAUGGAUCCAACAGCACUUCUGGUCAAGGUAAUAGCACAACCACGAACACGCCAUUUGGUUCUAACUCUAAUUCCAUAGGAUCAACAAUAGUAACUAACGGAACUGUUGCAGCCGGUGCAAUUUCUAGUUCAACAGUAACCUCAAACGGUGGGUAUGUUGGCUCCAAUACCUCUGGUUCAAUAAGCACAACUUCAACUGGAUCUAAUAGCCAAGGAUUAGGAUCUAGCUCCUCCACAAAUGUCUCUGCUAAUAAUACUGCAACUGUUAGUGGACCUUCAAGUGGAUUUAAUUCUACUUCUGGGGCAACUUCUGGGGCAAACAACGGUUCCGUUACAACAAGUACUGGAACAAAUGGUCAAUCAACUACUGGAACAAGCUUAGGAUCGACCUCCUCUAAUGGUUCAAACAGUGGUUCAACUAAUGGAACAAAUACAGGUUCCGUUUCCACAAGUACUGGAACAAGUGGUUCCUCUUCAAGUGUUUCAACAAACUCAGGAUCAACAAGCUCUUCUAACUCUGGUUCAACUAAUGGAGCAAACACCGGAUCAAUUGGCGUUUCUAACUCUGGAUCUUCUAUUGGAACAAAUACUGGUUCUGGUUCAACAAUCACUGGAACCAGUUCAGGUUCUUCAACUAGUUCUAACACCAAUACAGGAAACAAUAAUGUCUCCAAUUCUGGAUUAAAUGGUCAAGGAACAAAUUCUACUUCAAGCUCCUCAGCUACUAACAUUUCAGGUUCAAAUAAUACUGGAUCAAGUAAUCAAGGAAGUAAUUCAGGAUCCAGUUCUACUGGAACAAGUAGCACUUCAAGUACUGGAUUAAAUGGUAGCGUUUCUUCAGGUGGUUCUAACACUGGAACAAAUGGAGUAUCAAAUAAUGGAUCAGCAACUGGCAUUGCUCCCAAUGUCUCUGGAACAAGUGGUAGUUCCUCUUCAAGUGUUUCAAACACUGUCUCCUCAAACUCAGGUUCGAGUGCUAAUAAUACUUCAACUGUUAGUGGACCUUCAGCAGGAUCUAAUUCUACUUCUGGAACAACUUCUGGAGCAAACAGCGGUUCCGUUACAACAAGUACUGGAACAAACGGUCAAUCAAAUUCUGGAGCUAGCUCAGGAUCUACCUCCUCUGGCUCUUCAAGUGGUUCGAACAGUGGUCCUGGCUCUAAUACUGGUACAAGUGAUACUAAUACAGGGUCAACAAGCUCUUCUAACUCUGGUUCUUCGAGUGGAGCAAGUACUGGUUCAGGUUCUUCAACAAAUUCUAACACUAAUCCAGGAAACAACAAUUUCUACAUCUCAAGCUCUGGAUUAAGUAAUUCAGGAUCCAGUUCUACUGGAUCAAGUAGCACUUCAAGUACUGGAUUAAAUGGUGGCUCUUCUACAGGUGGUUCUAACACUGGAACAAAUGGAGUAUCAAAUAAUGGAUCAGCAACUGGCAUUGCUCCCAAUGUCUCUGGAACAAGUGGUAGUUCCUCUUCAAGUGUUUCAAACACUGUCUCCGCAAGCUCAGGUUCGAGUGCUAAUACUUCAACUGUUAGUGGACCUUCAGCAGGAUCUAAUUCUACUUCUGGAACAACUUCUGGAGCAAACAGCGGUUCCGUUACAACAAGUACUGGAACAAACGGUCAAUCAAAUUCUGGAGCUAGCUCAGGAUCUACCUCCUUUGGCUCUUCAAGUGGUUCUACCAAUGCUGGACCCAAUUCUAGUAGUAAUUCAACGGUCAGUGGUGGUUCUUCAAAUGCAUCUGGUUUUACAAGUACUGGACCGAAUACUCAAGGUGGUUCAUUAUCUGACUCCUCAAAUACUGGAACUGCUAGCACUCCAAGUGCUGGAUUAAGUAGUGGAUCUUCUUCAGGUGGUUCUAACACUGGGACAAAUGGAGCAUCAAAUAAUGUUUCUGGAACAAAUGGUGGUUCAUCUUCUAGUGUAACAAACAGUGGUUCUGGUUCUAAUACUGGUAUUAAUACUGGAACAAUUGGCGUUUCUAACUCUGGAUCUUCUAUAGGAACUGGGGUAAAUACUGGUGCUGGAGCAAGUUCAGGAUCUUCAACAAAUUCUAACAUCAAUACAGGAACCAAUAGUGUCUCCAAUUCUGGAUUAAAUGGUCAAGGAACAAAUUCUACUUCAAGCUCCUCAGCUACUAACAUUUCAGGUUCAAGUUAUACUGGUACAGGAGGUACUACCUCUUCAAGUUCUGGAUUAAGUGGUGGUUCUUCGUCAGGUAAUGCUAUUACUGGAUCAACAACUGGCAACACUGCAAAUGUCUAUGGAGGAAAUGGUGUUAUCAAUACAGGAUCAACCAGCACUGGAGCAAAUACUGGAUCAACGAGCUCUUCUAACUCUGGAUCUUCGCCUGGAGCAAAUACUGGUUCUGGUACAACAAUCACUGGAACUAGUUCAGGAUCUUCAACAAAUUCUAACACUAAUACAGGAACCAAUAGUGUAUCAGGUUCAAAUACUAGUGGCUCUAUCACAAGCCCAUCCACUGUAUCCACUAGCUCUUCUAACAUUGGAACAAAUACUGGUUCCGGUUCGAGUAAUACUGGAACUUCUAGUAAUGGAUCAAUUGUUUCAAAUAGUGGCUCCACAAGUACUGAAACUACUAGCACCCCAAAUACUGGAUUAAAUGGUGGUUUUUAUUCAGGUGGUUCCAACACUGGAACAAAUGGAGUAUCAAAUAAUGAAUCAACAACUGGUAUCACUACAAAUGUUUCUGGAACAAUUGGGGGUUCAUCUUCUAGUGUAUCAAAUAGUGGUUCUGGUUCUAAUACUGGUAUUAAUACUGGAACAAUUGGCGCUUCUAACUCUGGAUCUUCUAUUGGAACAAAUAAUGGUUCUGGUUCAACAAUCACUGGAACCAGUUCAGGAUCUUCAACUAGUUCUAACAUCAAUACAGGAAACAAUAAUGUCUCCAAUUCUGGAUUAAAUGGUCAAGGAACAAAUUCUACUUCAAGCUCUUCAGCUACUAACAUUUCGGGUUCAAGUAAUACUGGUACAGGAGGUACUACCUCUUCAAGUUCUGGAUUAAGUGGUGGUUCUUCUUCUGGUGGUUCUAACACUGGAACAACUGAAUCAACAAUUGGCAACACUGCAAAUGUCUAUGGAGGAAAUGGUGUUAUCAAUACAGGAUCAACCAUUUCUGGAACAAACACUGGUUUACCAAGCACAGGAGCAUCAACUACUUCAACAGGCAAUCCUGGUUCUGGUUCAGCAAACACUGGAACCACUUCAAACGGUUCUACCAAUACAGGUACCACAAUUAAUAGUGGUUCAGGAUCUACCAAUACAGGUACCACAAUUAAUAGUGGUUCAGUAUCUGGUUCUUCAACAGGUUUAAACAACUCUGGUUCUUCAACAAAUAACAGUAGCUCAACAAUUUCUACCACAACAAACCCAGCCACUUCCAGUGGUUCAGGAUCUUCAACAAAUUCUAACACUAAUACAGGAAACAAUAAUGUCUCCAAUUCUGGAUCAAAUGGUCAAGGAACAAAUUCUGCUUCAAGCUCUUCAGCUACUAACAUUUCAGGUUCAAAUACUAGUGGUUCAAGCUCAUCUUCUGGUUCUUCUAACACUGGAGCAAAUACUGGAUUAACAAGCACAGGACCAUCCAAUACUCCAACCAAUAAUGGGGGUUCCUCUAAUUCUGGGUCAAGCUCUAGUGGAACUAGUGGUUCAACUUCAGUUAUUUUUGGAGCAACAAGCUCCUCCAAUCCUAACUCUGGCUCUAAUACUGGUACAAGUGGUGAUACCAAUACAGGAUCAACGAGCUCUUCUAACUCUGGAUCUUCGACUGGGGCAAAUACUGCUUCAAGCAAUGCUGGAUCAGGUACAAACAAUGGAAACAAUGGAUCAACAAGUUCAAAUAGCAAUUCAACAAGUUAUAGUGCUCUUGAUACUCUUCGUAAAGAAAUAGAACGAUUAGUUACAGAUAUUAUUGGGCGACCUGAUCCAAACCUGCCAACACCAGAUCUUCAAAAAGGAAUAGACACACUUAAAAAUGACAUUCUUGGUUCUACCACCAACUCAACAAACUCUAACAGCUCAAUUAACAACUCACCAACAUCAAACAAUAAUGUUACAAAACCUUCUAACAAUACAAACACAACCACAACCCUUAACGCCUCAAAAAGCACAACCCCAACAAGGAACUCAACCACUACUUCGACUAGUGUAUCAACCACAACAACCGAUAGUACUUCCAAUGCUAUUCAGUCAAGUAAUAGAAACAACAAUGCUGGAAGUCCAAUCAGAUGUAAACAGAAAUGUCCUGUUAGGUAUGAACAGAAAGUGUGUAUAACCAAAAGAAAAACCAGUAGUUCUUCUUCUGUUGUUGCAUCCAAUAUUGUUGCAGUCAUGGCAGAGAACAUUGCCACCAUUAAGAAUGGAUCACCUGAUGGGUUAAUAAUUGGUUUAUCUGUUGCAGGAGGUGUGUUAGCAAUUCUGUGUUGUACAGGAUCGUCUAUCAUUGGAUGUGUUCUGUACGCUAAGAGAAAGAGAAAUAAUUUCUGGAAUCUUUAUGAAGAUAAAAAUGUCAGAAUGCUUAUGGAGGGUCACAUUGAUGAAAGUGCAUAUGCAGAUGUUGAAUUAGAGGAUGAUGAAGAAUUUGAUCCACUAGAAGCAAAAUCUUCUUACUCUGGCUCUAAUGAAGAUGAUUUCAAGUUUGACGAAGAAUCAGAAGAAUCUUCAGAAUCAGAUAAACAAGAAGAAGAAAUUGAAUUUGAAUAUUAA